This is a messenger RNA of Zingiber officinale, 2916 nucleotides long. RefSeq names its product BTB/POZ domain-containing protein At5g66560-like. NCBI's taxonomy places the organism in Eukaryota, Viridiplantae, Streptophyta, Magnoliopsida, Zingiberales, Zingiberaceae. The transcript has 4 exons. The coding region runs from base 661 to 2754 and encodes 697 amino acids. The record is from RefSeq and is a predicted model, not a curated record. Gene Ontology annotation, molecular function: protein binding.
UAACGACGAGCAUUUAGUGACCAGAACUGAUCGCAAUCAUAGAUUCAAGAAUUGGGCCAAGGCCAUUUGGUAGGGUAGGGUAGAACCGAUCCAUCAUUUGCGCAUUCACGCAAACACAUGGUCGUUGUAGAGUUCGAAUGCGAUGGCGGAGGUCGCUGCAUUAACUGCAGCAUGCCCUGUGAAGCGGGAGGUAGAUGCGCAUCGAUGAGUCUGAAUGGCCUGCACGACGAGGCCUCAAAAGUCUGAUGAGUUGCGUGGGAGAUUUGGUUGAAACGAGCUUCAUUUCUCUACCUACUUCGCUAUUAUUGUGGUUGUGGCAAAUUAAUUAUGGAGUUUCAGGUCGAAUGGUUCGCCUACCGUGCUUUAAUGGCCAAGCAAAGCAGGCUUUUGAUGGGCGUCCGCUGCUCAUUCUCGCCUUUAUCUUUAGAAUCCAUCCUUUUCGAUCAGCCCUUGUCGAACCAGCCUGUCUUGUCUGUGGACAAGGCAAUGGUGGCGGAAUGGAAACAAAGGUUGAAAGAGAUGCUUCUUCCGGAGGCAACACUUUGCUUCUGAAGGUCUCCGAAACCGCUAUUUGUGUUGCUGGCCGUGGUCUGCUUCACCUGGUUGGGGGGAAUUACUAAUUAGGGAUUUCAUAGCUCGCUGUGGGGGUGGUCUGAUUCCAUGAGCUCUCGGAGUAGGGGACUCGUUAGGCGGAAGGAACCGGCGAUGGCGAAGGAGGAGCCCUGUUCCAAGGGCCAGGCUUGGUUUUGUUUCACCACGGGAUUGCCGAGUGAUAUCGCGAUCGAAGUAGAUGGGAUGAGUUUCCAUCUCCAUAAGUUUCCUUUAAUGGCGAGGAGUGGGAGGAUUCAGCGGCUGAUCACGGAGAUGGAGGAAAACCCUAAAACUGCCCUGAGAAGAAGGCGGAAGGAAAGGGUUGAAGCAGGGGAGCCACAGGAGGGUGAUGACGGAGCAGAUAUCGAGGAGAUAGAAAAGGAGGAAGAGGAGAUGGAGGAGGCGGCUUAUCGACACAUCGCGCUCGCGGAUUUCCCGGCCAACUGCGAGGCAUUCGAGACGGCCGCCAAGUUCUGUUAUGGCGUCAAGAUCGACCUCAGCCCUUGGAACGUGGCGCCGGUUCGCUGCGCUGCGGAGUACCUCGAGAUGACCGAAGAUUUGUUCGAGGAUAACCUCGUCGCUCGCACGGAGAGGUUCCUCGCCCAAACCGUACUUCCCAGCAUCCGACAGUCAAUCCAGACCCUCAAGUCGUGCGAGGACCUACUGCCGCUCGCCGACAACCUCUCCAUCACCCAACGAUGCAUAGACGCCAUCGCCGCCUGUGCAUCUGCCGCGGACCCGAACUCCCUCUUCGGAUGGCUGGCCAACGAAGGGCACCGCGGGGGCAGCGGCAGCGGCGAGCAGAUCCUCUGGAACGGUAUCGAGACCGGGCUGCUCCGUCGCAGGAACGGCGUCCGGUCAUCCUCGUUCGCCGCCGGAGCCGGUUCUUGGUUGGAGGAUCUCGCGAUUCUAAGCCUCCCGAUGUACAAGCGCGUGAUCGCCGCAAUGAAGGCGCGCGAACUGAACUCCGACGCUAUCGAAGGAUCUCUAAUCUCCUAUGCUCAGCAGUCCAUUCCGGGGCUUUCCCGCUCCAGGCGGAAGCACUCCUCCGCGCCUGUAGCAUCGGAGACUGAGCAACGGGAGCUACUGGAGACAGUGAUCGCAAACCUUCCUGCAGGGAAGAACUCGGCGGUGGUAGCCUCCUCCUCCACCGCCACCAAGUUCCUCUUCGGCUUGCUCCGGACCGCCCACAUCCUCCGGGCCUCAGAGGCCGCGCGAACUGCUCUCGAACGCAAAAUUGCCUUGCAGCUGGAGCGGGCGACAUUGGAUAAUCUCCUGAUCCCGAGCUAUUCCUACCAUGCCGAGACGCUAUACGACGUGGACUGCGUCGAGCGGAUCCUCGGUUACUACCUUGCUGGCACAGAGGCCGAACAAGCACCACCUUUCAGAGAGGAAGGGCAAGAGGUGGAAAGGGCGGCGGCGGUGGUGGCGGGAACGCCAUCCUCGACCGGUUCGCUUCAGUCUGUCGGGAAGCUGGUGGAUGCGUACCUGGCGGAGAUAGCAUCCGACGCCAAUCUUAAGGUGGACAAAUUUUACGGCCUUGCGGUGGCGCUUCCGGACGAAGCUCGAGUUUACCAUGACGGCCUUUAUCGCGCCGUCGACAUCUAUCUCAAGACGCACCCGCGGAUGAACGAGGAAGAGAAGGAGAGGCUGUGCGGCGUGAUGGACUGCCGGAAGCUGACGCUGGAGGCAUGCACGCACGCGGCGCAGAACGAGCGGCUGCCGCUGCGGGCAGUGGUGCAGGUACUCUUCUUCGAGCAGCUGCAGCUCCGGCGGGUGAUUGCGGGGACGCUGUUGGUGGCCGAGGAAGAGACGACAGAGCCGUCAGCAGCGGUGGCUGGGAACAGGGGGACCGGCGAAGAAGGCGGUGCAUGGCGGGCGGCGAUGCGGGAGAACCAGGUGCUCCGGCUGGACAUGGACAGCAUGCGGAACAGAGUGCAGGAGCUGGAGCGCGAGUGCUCGAGCAUGAAGAAGGCGUUGGCGAAGCUGGAGGAAGGCGGCGAGGGCUUGGCGGCCGUUGAUGAAGGGGAGGAACGUGAGCGCCGACGGCAUCGGCCGGACAGAAGCCGAUUCCGUUUCCGGUUUAGCACGCAGGUGUGCGACUCUCGCGAGGGCAACGUGGUGGAGUCGAGGCAGGCGGCCAGGCGCGAGCUGAGCCCGUAGUUGCGUUGCUUUUGCUUUUGCUUUCGCGCUGGCUUCUUUUCUUUGUGUUAGUGAAGUGGACUAAAAGCGCCACCAUCUUCUAAAAACAGCCGGAAAGAAACUUGAAUCUGAUCACCCACUGAAUUUAAUUUAUGGAAGGCAGCAAUUUCUUAACAUAAACAA